CACCGUUUGCUACCUGGACCUCCAAGCUCCCCUCCAUUCAACACCACCACGACAACCCCAGCAUCCCGCAAACCGGGAUCACGACAACCUCACGGCACGCCGACCGAAACAAUCAACCGUUUCAAUCAGGUCCAGCCUACUUGUCUUCACCUCUUUAGCAGCUACAACACACAAAUAACACCGUCAAGAUGUUUAUGGCAAGAUCCGAAUACGACCGAGGAAUCAACACCUUCUCCCCGGAAGGCCGCCUCUUCCAAGUAGAAUACUCGCUGGAAGCCAUCAAGCUUGGCUCUACGGCCAUCGGCGUCGCCACCUCGGAGGGUGUCGUCCUCGGCGUCGAGAAGCGUGUCACCUCGACCCUGCUCGAGACCUCUUCCGUCGAGAAGAUUGUCGAAAUCGACCGCCACAUCGGCUGCGCCAUGUCCGGCCUCCAGGCCGACGCCCGAUCCAUGGUCGAGCACGCCCGCGUCGAGUCACAGUCCCACUCCUUCAACUACAACGAGCCCCUCCGCGUCGAGUCGUGCACCCAGGCCAUCUGUGACCUUGCCCUGCGCUUCGGCGAGGGUGCCGAGGGCGAGGAGACCAUCAUGUCCCGACCUUUCGGUGUCGCCCUGCUAAUUGCCGGUUACGACGAGGACGGCCCUCAGCUCUUCCACGCCGAGCCCAGUGGCACCUUCUACCGCUACGAUGCCAAGGCCAUCGGUUCUGGUUCGGAGGGUGCGCAGGCCGAGCUGCAGAACGAGUACCACAAGUCUUUGACGAUCACAGACGCUGAGACGCUGGUGCUUAAGACGCUGAAGCAGGUCAUGGAGGAGAAGCUUGACUCGAAAAACGUCCAACUCGCGAGCGUGACGAAGGAGAAAGGUUUCAGAAUAUACACAGACGAAGAGAUGGCCGCCGUGGUGGAGAGGCUCCCUGCGAACUAGAGGCAUUCGCUGGUUGAAGAACAGAAUUGAGUGCGAAUUCUAGGUCACGGGCCCUGUGAAACGACCGUUUGGAGGGUUAGAGGAAGCUCCGGAAGGAGAGCAAACGAAGACAUCACAACUUUUUCUGCUCAGGCGAAAUCCUACCGGUUCACGAAACUUGGAGCCUGAGAUCUAGAGUAUUUCCAC
Molecule: messenger RNA, 1112 nt
Organism: Colletotrichum destructivum
Lineage: Eukaryota; Fungi; Ascomycota; Sordariomycetes; Glomerellales; Glomerellaceae
Product: Putative proteasome alpha-subunit domain, proteasome, subunit alpha/beta, nucleophile aminohydrolase
Exons: 3
Coding region: 189-926 (245 amino acids)
Biological process (GO): proteasome-mediated ubiquitin-dependent protein catabolic process
Cellular component (GO): nucleus; proteasome core complex; proteasome core complex, alpha-subunit complex
Source: RefSeq, a predicted model, not a curated record